AUGAGAAGAAUCGACGAUAGAUGGACUGAAAGAACGUUAGAGUGGAUCCCAAGAGAUGUUAAACGCCCUCGAGGGAGACCGCCAACGGGGCAGGGUGACGUGUUCGCUACACGGAUGGACCAGCUGAGAGCUCAGCUGAUCCAUCGGUGUAGCGGCUCAAGGACCUCGUCAACGUCACCCACGAAACUUGAGAAUAUCUUGUAUGACAACGGCAGAAAGGAAAGGAAACGAGUGGAAGAGAUGCUGGGGUCCGCACGUCUAGUGAAGACGGGCCAUCCAAGUAGCCAGGUAUCCAAGUAA
Molecule: messenger RNA, 300 nt
Organism: Necator americanus (New World hookworm)
Lineage: Eukaryota; Metazoa; Nematoda; Chromadorea; Rhabditida; Ancylostomatidae
Exons: 1
Coding region: 1-300 (99 amino acids)
Source: RefSeq, a predicted model, not a curated record